Paramecium octaurelia is the source of this 1128-nucleotide messenger RNA. Lineage: Eukaryota; Ciliophora; Oligohymenophorea; Peniculida; Parameciidae. The record is from the annotation of a GenBank genome assembly.
AUGGAAUAUUUAGAGAUAGUGGAAACUAUCAUCCCUUUCUUGAUUAACAAAAUCAUGACUCAAAUAGAGGAUAACAUAUUCGCUAGUUUAGAAUCUUAAUCAAGUGCCUCUUAUACAGUCAAUCUGGCCUUUAAUGUGAUGCACUAAAAAUGUUUCGAUCCUUAUUUUCAGAAUGAUAUAGAGAGAGAGGAUUUUGAAUCCAAGAGUACACAGAAGGAAAGAUUUAGAGCCUAUGAUAUCAAGGACAUAGCGCCAAUUUCAGUUAGGAUAACACCUAAAAUAGAUUUGUAUCCCAAGCAUUAAUUUAUGGUUCCAAUGUAAUUGUGGGAAGACUAUGAACCCCAACUGGUUAGAUAAAAAACAAUCGAAUAAGUGGAAGAAUAUCCUAAUGAAAGAAGAAUAAUGGAAUAAAAAUGCAUAGACAAAUCCAAUAAGGAGUAGCUGUUAAGAGAACGAUCUAAGGAGAAACGAUUAAUGAAAGAGUAAUAUAAUAGAUUGAUAAUGCAAAUAGGAUCGAAGGAUUAUACUUACGAUUACAACUGUGAUCCUAUUGCAAGGUCUAACAAUUAAAUAAAAAAAGAUGUAAUAACUACAUUGCCAUUCGAUGUACCUAAGUCUGAUAACAACACUGUGAUUUCAAAGCCAAAAUUAGUAGAGUAGAUAAGAUACAAACGAAAACAAGCAGAUAAUGAAGACACAAUAAUAGUUGAGUUUAUAGAGUCAUAGACUUAGGAUAUCAAAUUGUAGCCAGGAGUCAGUUUAAGUUUUUAGACUGUGCAAAGGAAGGAUACUAUUUAAAAACAACUGUCGUAGCAAUCAAAACAGACAAAUGAGAUAAUAAAUUAAACUAAAUACUAAAAGGGGUUCAGAAACCUAAUAAAAUUAAACGACAUAAGUUUGCUUGCUUAUUUAUAAUAAUUUGAUUUGGAUAGCAAUAUGGACACACUUUUGUAAAACAGACAUCAGACGUAAUUAGUUACUCCAACACAUUAGAGUCUAAUGAACCAAUAGACUAUUAAAAGAGAUGUGUUGAGACUACCCAAAUUGAGAUCGCAUUCAAUAAAUGUAAGGACCAAAACGAAAAGCAGAUAAUAAAAAAGCUUCUCAAUUGUUACUUAUAGAGAUUGA